This is a messenger RNA of Plasmodium vivax (malaria parasite P. vivax), 1551 nucleotides long. RefSeq lists its product as hypothetical. The record is from RefSeq and is a predicted model, not a curated record. Lineage: Eukaryota; Apicomplexa; Aconoidasida; Haemosporida; Plasmodiidae. The transcript has a single exon. The coding region runs from base 1 to 1551 and encodes 516 amino acids.
AUGAAAUGCUUCCUGUGCGACAGCGAGGUCCUCCCCACGCUGAACACAUUCAUCGUGCUAGACACAGUCAUUCAAAUGUUAAAAGGGAGUGAAGGGGGGAGGAGCAAAGCGAAAGGAGGGGAGAAGAAAAAAAAAAAGGCGCUCUACUUAACAAACAGAAUUUUGAUGGAGGCGUUCCCCCCGAAUUUUAACUUCAUUUUGGAAUUCCUAAACGGGCAGGUGAAUCCCCACCCCGGGGGGGAGGCCACACAGGAGGGAGAGCUGUGCGAAGUGGGUGAAGCGGCACAACCAGAUGAGCCAGAUGAACCAGAUGAACCAGAUGAACCAGAUGAACCCCAUCAAGGGAGGAACUCCUUCCAGCAGAACACCCACUGGAGCAUCCACACAGUAAAGGACGUUAGAAGGGGAACCGUCGAGAGGGUAACCCAGUUUGAACCCCCAAUGAAGGAACAUCUCAGCUUGGACAGAUUUAAAGAGGUGCUAAAAGACAUACACGUAAAGUACAUCGAACAGGGGGGUGACUGCGGUUGCGGCGACGGCGAAGUCUCCGAGGAGAGGAGCCUCACCGAAGCUCUUUACCACCUGAAUGAGCAAAACGAAUACUACUGGGUGAUCGUCAACUUGGCCUUCCUCUUCGUGAAAGAUAAAAAAAAAAUAAACUUAUACGCUGAGAAUCUGUCCCUACAUUAUGCGGAUGGGAAGACGAAGCAGACAUGUGCAGACAGCCUCAAGAACACGAAGGAGAUCCUCUUCUCCCCUCGGAGCAAAAAUCAAUUUGGGAGGAUGCUCAUGGAGAGGGAGCUCUAUGACGUCCCCUUCUUUAAGAACAUCCUGAGUCUUCACUUCUGCUACUCCUUUUUGGUGAAUUUUGAAGAACACGUAAACUACCAUCGGGGGGCAUAUAAGAGUGUACAGCGUGGUGCCGGUAGGGCCCGCUUCGAUGAUAAAGGAGGGGGUCAACUCACCGGGGGGGGAAGAAGCACAUACCGAGCUGAGCGAGCUGAUCGAGCCGACCGAAAUGACCGCCCUUCCCGCGCGUGUGACGGGGCCCACGAUCGCAACGAUGAACCAACGGGCGGAUCGCCCACACGUGACCAACCCGUUGACUCCACGAGGACGAAUCGAAACCCUUUGGAAGGCCAUUCCGUGGGGAGGAAGCGAAAAGUGGGGGAGAUCGAAAAGGGGGACUGUAGAAGCUAUGCAGACUAUGGGGGCCACUCCAGUGUGUCCCUUCGCGACGGGGAGGGAAGCACAACUGAUGCGCCUGCGAGUGAUGGGUCAGACGGGGAGAGGCACGCCCACGCGGGGCACCUGCGUAAUUUAUCCGACGUAUCCGGCGUGCUUAAGGACCCCCCCCGACGCGAACACAGGCCCACGAUCGGCAGCACACAUGCUGAGGAUCUGCUCACCCCGAGGAAGAGGAAGAAAAAAAAAGGAAACAAAAAAAAACACCUGUGCACCUUUGACGUAGCCCCCAAAUCGGAUUUGUAUAAAAAAAUUUACCUCAACAUGAUGUCCUUGUACUGCGAUUGCAUCUGUUUAAUCUCCUGA